UUCAUUUUCCCCCCCUCUUUUCAUUUUCUACUAUACGUAUGGAGCUCUCUCACCCAUAGCUAUCCACUAUUCUCCAUUUAUAUAUAUAAUAUACACCUCAACACCCUCCCCCAAUUUCUACUCAUCUCUCAUCAAAUCAAUCUUCACGCACAGCAGCAUGAAUUUCUAAAUUUUUUCAUUCCUCUGUUUCUCUUAAUUAAUUUGUAAACAACUCAUACAUGUACAACACUGUUCAUACAACAGUAAAAUUUUGUUGCUCUUUUUUUUUGGAUUUUCUCGAAUUAAUCAAUAUUUGGAUUAAUGAUGACGGAGAAAAAUGCGUGUGAUCGAAAGGGUAACGAGAACGGAGAGUUGAAGAAGAAGCGGAAGCGAAGGAAAGUAGGAGUCUCAAGGAUUCAGAAACUCUAUGGAACUUGCAAACAGGUUUUCGCUAAUUGCAGACCUGGCGUUGUGCCGUCACCGGAAAAUGUUCAACGUGUCAAGGCAGUUUUGGAUAACAUGACGGAAGCAGAUGUUGGCUUGAGGCCAAAUAUGCCAUGUUUCAAGUCAACAGUAUCAGAUAAACCUCCUAAAAUAACAUACCUGCAUAUCCAUGAAUGUGAUGAAUUCUCGAUUGGUAUCUUUUGCUUACCACCAAAAGCAGUCAUUCCUCUACAUAACCAUCCUGGAAUGACAGUUUUCAGUAAGCUUCUCUUUGGGAAAAUGCACAUAAAAUCUUACGACUGGGUGGACAAUCUCCAUCCUGAAUCAACUACUCCAAAUGCCAAUAUUUCUGACAGGGAUUGUAGAGGACCGCGUCUUGCAAAAUUGAAGGUGAAUUCCAAGUUUAAAGCUCCUUGCAAGACUUCAAUCCUCUAUCCAGCUGAUGGAGGUAAUAUGCAUUGCUUCACAGCAAAGACAGCCUGCGCUGUACUAGACGUUCUCGGCCCACCUUACUGUGAUCCUGAAGGUCGCCACUGCCAAUACUAUUAUGACUUCCCCUUUGCCAACCUCUCAGUGGAUGGCUUGUCAGUACCCGAGGAACAGCAAAGUGAGUAUGCAUGGCUCAAAGAGAGGGAGAAACCUGAGGACUUAACUGUAGCUGGAGCACAGUACAGUGGACCAAAUUAAUUUAGUGUAGUAAAGUGAUGGAUCAAUUCAUUGGUCAAAGCAGAAGAGAUCUUUUUUUUUUUUAAGCUUACUUUUUACUCUUUCCAGUGAUGAAUGAAUAGUAGUCAAAAGGGAUAAAAGUUAGGAGGGGGAGGAUUUUUUUCUUUUCUUUCUUUGUGCAAAUAGCUCAUGUAGUCAAGUAGUACAUAUUCAGACAGAUGGGAACAGGUAAGGAUGAAUUAAGGAACUGAAAAUGCAUUUUUAAAAUUGUAUGUAUAAAUUAAUGUUUUCUCUUUGGU
Molecule: messenger RNA, 1388 nt
Organism: Solanum dulcamara
Lineage: Eukaryota; Viridiplantae; Streptophyta; Magnoliopsida; Solanales; Solanaceae
Product: plant cysteine oxidase 2
Exons: 5
Coding region: 301-1110 (269 amino acids)
Molecular function (GO): oxidoreductase activity, acting on single donors with incorporation of molecular oxygen, incorporation of two atoms of oxygen
Source: RefSeq, a predicted model, not a curated record